Messenger RNA from Ostrinia furnacalis (Asian corn borer), 1608 nucleotides. RefSeq lists its product as uncharacterized. NCBI's taxonomy places the organism in Eukaryota, Metazoa, Arthropoda, Insecta, Lepidoptera, Crambidae. The record is from RefSeq and is a predicted model, not a curated record. The transcript is spliced from 6 exons. Bases 73 to 1581 code for a protein of 502 amino acids.
AAAAUUUAGCGUCACAUCACAUAACCAAAUGGACGAAAAGUCGAAAAAUAUCUUUGAAUCGGCGCUGAUUCAAUGAAUUUGUUAGGCUCUAACAUCCCUACUCACCUUCGGCUUGCAUCAAGGAACGAGGGUAAAAUCAAGUCUUAUGAGUCUUGCAGCGACGUGAGGGCAUGGAGUCACGACGAGAGGGUGCGUGACCGCUACCUGAAGGAAUGGAUAAAGCGCGAUAUGCCCAUUUGUGUUUUGCCUGUUUGCACGUUAGCUAGAUUUUUGAGGACAAUGACGUGCCGGAGUCGUGCGAGGACUACUCCCAGAUGCCAUCCAGACUGUAAGUCCAAAGUGUUGCUUGAAAGUAUUUGUACUUCUUGCCAUGCGAUAAAAGAAUGCCUCAAGGAUGACCCAAAUUUCGAUAAAUAUUUUGCUGAAGAAGAUUUUGAAACCAGUCAUUGGCCUUGUGACAAGUGCCUCGAUGUUUUGAGAAGUAUUAAAAUGUUUUGGAAAAUAAUAGUCGAAAGAAUUUUCGGUAUCAACCUUUCAAAGACUGAAGAAUUUGAGAAUGUUCAAGACAGUCGCACUGCCAGUGUGAAAUCAGUUGCCAAACUUUGGGAAAAGGAAUUGGUCCAACAAGCACUUUUUGUCAAAAAUGUAACUCCUUUGUUGAGCAGAGGAUCCAGUUUAAAUAAAUCAGAAUGCCCUUGGAAGUCGACUUGUCCAAGGAAAGAAACAACAACACGCAUCCCAAGGCCUUGCAACAAAUUAGAUAUAAAAGAGCCAACGGUUUCUCUAAAGGUGAAUAAAGUUAAAAGCCCCACAAGUUCUUUGUUAUCUCAAAGAACCAGAACAACAGAUCACCAUGGGAGAUCCAACAUCAGUAUGAAUCGAAAUGCUGAUAAGAUUAUUCGUAAAAUUCAUAAAUGCACGUCUAUCCGAGUAAGGAUGGUGGACGAGGCGUGCGAAACAUGCAACAUAGAGUCCGAAGACCUCAAAACGUUUAAAAAUAAUAUCGAAUUAUUACAACAAAGGUGCAACUGUCAAGAGUCAGAAAUAGACAAAUUGAAAAGAGAGAACAAUUCUCUCAAAAUAGAGUUGCAGAACUUUUACAAGACUUGUUCGUGGAAGACUGUGGUGCAGUCUCCUAUUCCCGAAUCGCCUAACUUUGAUAAAUCAGCAUUAGUUCCAAAACCUUAUGAAUGCUGUAUCGAGGACAACAGAAGAGGGAGCUCCGUAAAAAAUACGGACUCUGAAAUGAUUAUUACUAUGAAAAAUUGCAGGAAUGAGAGUUUUAGGCAUGUAUCUCUACUACAAGUACUUCACAAAACAAAUGAACCAACUCUAAGUGACGAACAAUUGGACGCUCCAUGCAGUAAAAAAGAAAACCCAAUCGAUCUUCUCACUAAAGUCCAAAAUACUUUUGGGGAAAUUGUGAGACGAGAAAUCAUGAUUGUGAAGAGCAAAAAGCAAAGCACCAGGCAGUCCGAUAUCGACGCUAGUUUCAUGAGGCUACACAACAGCAGAUCAGCUCCAUCUUGCUCUACGAUAUGCUCAGAGUCCGGUAGUUCUGAGUCGAAUUUUGUAAGUUAAUACUGGAGCUUAGUUAUUGAAAAGAAC